Messenger RNA from Catharus ustulatus (Swainson's thrush), 1322 nucleotides. RefSeq names its product CCN family member 2-like. The coding region runs from base 63 to 1112 and encodes 349 amino acids. The record is from RefSeq and is a predicted model, not a curated record. Gene Ontology annotation, molecular function: heparin binding; integrin binding. Gene Ontology annotation, cellular component: extracellular matrix; extracellular region. The transcript has 5 exons. Gene Ontology annotation, biological process: signal transduction; cell adhesion. Lineage: Eukaryota; Metazoa; Chordata; Aves; Passeriformes; Turdidae.
ACUUGGAAGGGGUGAGAGGGAGUAGGCAGCAGCGUGGAUCCCUGCCCUUCCCAUUAGUUGGGAUGCCUGGCAGCUUGGGGACAGUGACCCGGACCCUGUUCUUCUUCCUCCUCGUCCCUGGCUGGGUAGAACCGAAGGCCUGCAUGCUCCCAUGCCAGUGUCCCCCCCAGACCCGGCAGUGCCCUGCAGGUACCAGCCAUGUGUGGGAUGUUUGUGGCUGCUGCAAGGUGUGCGCCCAGCAGCUGGGCGAGCUCUGCUCCUUGCACAGGCCUUGUGACCAUCACAAGGGCCUCUACUGCGACUUCUCCAAAAUCCACCAAGGCAGCGGGAUCUGCUUAGCUCAUGAGGGCACAACGUGUGACCUGCUGGGCAAGAUCUAUCUCAAUGGGGAGAGCUUCCAGCCCACAUGCAAGCUUCAGUGCAUCUGCAUGGAUGGGGCCAUCGGCUGCAUCCCGCUCUGCUCCAACGACCUGCGCCUGCCAUCCCCAGAGUGCCCCAACCCCCGGAGGGUGAAGUUCCACAACAAGUGCUGUGAGGAGUGGGUGUGUGAGGAGGGCAGUGAGGAGAACCGCUUUGGAACAGCCAUGGCAGUUUUCAGGGAGGAUCUAGCUCACAAGCCAGAGCUGAACAAACUGCAGGAGAACUGCCUGGUGCAGACCACAGAGUGGAGCACGUGCUCUCGGAGCUGUGGGAUGGGCAUCUCCACCCGCGUGACCAACAACAACCCCCAGUGCCGCCUGGAGAAGGAGACUCGGCUCUGCAUGGUCCGGCCCUGUGACUUCUCCAUGGAGAAAAUCAAGAGAGGGAAGAACUGUGUGUGGACCCCAAAGCAGCGCCAGAGCCUCCACUUUGAGUUUUCGGGAUGCACCAGCACCCAGUCCUACCGGCCCCGCUUCUGCGGCAGCUGCUCAGACGGGCGCUGCUGCAUCCCAUUCCUGACCAGCACCAUGGACGUGGAGUUCCGCUGCCCCGAGGGGGACUUCUUCCAGAGGAAGAUGAUGUUCAUCAGGAUGUGCUCCUGCCACCAUGACUGCCCCCAAGACAAUGACAUCUUCCUGGCCACGUAUCACCGCCAGAUGAUUGGAGACCACGUCAAGACUGAGCAGCAAUAGCCCUGCCUUGCCAGAUCUGAGGUGUGCAAGAGAGAUCUGCAGUGCUUUUGUGGCUUUGUCCUGGGCCAGUGCAGCCACUUUCCCUUCUGUGAGGGGCUGUGCCUUCCACAGCAGCACUGUUCACACCAGUGGUCCCUGUGUUUUUCCCAACGAGCUGACGGGGAAGAGCCCCAGCUGCCCCAGCCCCCUGACCCCCUUUGCAUAGUGGUG